Molecule: messenger RNA, 750 nt
Organism: Hemisphaericaspora subhashii
Lineage: Eukaryota; Fungi; Ascomycota; Pichiomycetes; Serinales; Debaryomycetaceae
Product: dephospho-CoA kinase
Exons: 1
Coding region: 1-750 (249 amino acids)
Biological process (GO): coenzyme A biosynthetic process
Molecular function (GO): dephospho-CoA kinase activity; ATP binding
Source: RefSeq, a predicted model, not a curated record
AUGCUCAUUGUGGGACUAACAGGUGGAAUAGCAUGUGGUAAAUCCACUGUCAGCAAAGAACUUAGAGAAAGACAUCAUUUAACAGUAAUUGAUGCCGAUAUUAUUGCAAGAGAAGUUGUAAAUCCUGAUCGACCAGCUUAUAAUAAAAUCAUAAGUAAUUUCCUGGAAAUUGUACCUGAUUUAAUAAAUGAAGAUCGAAGUUUGAAUCGAGCUGUGUUGGGACAGGCGGUAUUUGGAAACAAGGAACGUCUUGGGAUUUUGAAUUCGAUUGUUCAUCCUGCUGUUAAGAAUGAAAUCGCAAGACAAAUUAUGAUGGCAUAUAUUAGAUUGAAGAGCAUGGUUAUUGUUGAUGUUCCUUUGUUGUAUGAGAGUAAGUUGCAUUUAAUCUGUGGGUUGGUGAUUACUGUUUCUUGUGAUGAAGAUGUUCAAGUUGAAAGAUUGUUGUCAAGAAAUCCGGAAUUGACUAAAGAAGAUGCUUUAAAGAGAAUAUCUAGUCAAAUGUCAAAUCAAGAAAGAAAUUAUCGUUCUGAUAUCGUGAUUGAUAAUAAUAAGAGUUUGGCAAUCCUACGCACUUCAAUAGAUUCAUUAGUUGAAGAGAUUAGACCUAAUCCAUUAUGUACCCUCUUGGAACUCUUUCCACCAUUUGGAUUGAUUUCAGCUUUGUUUACAUUUAUGAUUAGAAGAAUUACUGAUAGAUACAAAGGUACAACUCCUAAGCAUGCAAAGAAGCGAGAAAAAGAGAAACUUUAG